This is a messenger RNA of Protopterus annectens (West African lungfish), 621 nucleotides long. RefSeq names its product msx2-interacting protein-like. The record is from RefSeq and is a predicted model, not a curated record. The coding region runs from base 1 to 621 and encodes 206 amino acids. Gene Ontology annotation, biological process: regulation of transcription by RNA polymerase II. Gene Ontology annotation, molecular function: mRNA binding. Gene Ontology annotation, cellular component: nucleus. Lineage: Eukaryota; Metazoa; Chordata; Ceratodontiformes; Protopteridae. The transcript has 5 exons.
AUGGAAAGGGUGUAUGCACGAUUGAGAUCAGGACUUUUUCAUGAGUUUAAAAGGUUCGGGAGAAUUACAUCUGUUCACAUUCGAAGUACUACAGAAGACCGUUUUGGGCUGGUAUUUUUUCGACUUAAAGAACAUCAGGAAAUAGCUUUGUCUUCAUUAAAAGGGAGAUAUUUUUAUGGAGCACCAAUAGAGGCCAAAGAAUGGACUGAACCUGAGCCAGAAUCUGAAGAAGGGCGGUUGCUUGGAAAAGGGAUAAAUCCUUACCAUUAUAGAGCCAACCGAUCACUCUUCGUUAGUAACUUGGAAGAAACAACAAGCAGCAGUGAUCUUAAAAAACUCUUUCAGCGCUUUGGAGACAUCAUGAAAAUUGAAGUUAAAAUGGUGAGAGGAGUUCCUCAAUAUGGGUUUGUGACAUUUGGUGAUAUCAUUAGCGUCUGCAAUGCCAUUAAAGAAAUGGAUGGCCAGAAACUUGGGAGCAACAGGUUGAAGAGGGAUGAGUACUUAAAGGAAUACUUGCAGCAGAAGUUAUGUGGUGAUGCUGUUUCGUUUUUUCCCGUGUCUGACGAAAUUUUUGGAGAGGAUGAUAAGCUUGUUGUGGUGCAGAUACCCACUCAAGCUUAA